Molecule: messenger RNA, 3390 nt
Organism: Coniosporium apollinis CBS 100218
Lineage: Eukaryota; Fungi; Ascomycota; Dothideomycetes
Exons: 5
Coding region: 1-3390 (1129 amino acids)
Source: RefSeq, a predicted model, not a curated record
AUGGUGUCAGUCUAUCUCGCCCGACAGCAGCAGGCCGUUCACUUCAGGCUACGGAUGGCAAUGCCGGCCUCCGAGCAUAGUGUCCAAGACUACCGCUGCUGCAGCUUCGAUAAGCCGUCCAACCACGAACUGCUACCGAUGAGACAAGUGCUCCAGGUGUACAGUCUCGAGGCACAGAGGGCGAGCGUGGUAGCGAAUGCGAGGCCGACGCUGAACCUGCCGUUGCUGAGCAGCUUCUCGCACAAUCCGGUCCUCAAGCUGACCAUGAUCACGAGGACGUACAAGACCAAAAGUUGGACCAAGAAGACCAGGCACGAAACACCGAAAAAAGCCAGAGUCAAGGGCUUAAAGGAGCAAGACAAGGAGCAGCGACACGUCCUUCGCCCGCACAAUUCUUCCACCGGCACACAGCAGGCGAAUCGCGAACAGUAUCCAUUGGUAGGAAUCACAAGACUCAUCUGCAAGAUUCCCAAGGACCAGGCGGAGCUGCUUGAAAAGCCCUUCUCAUGGUAUCCAGGAGAAACCGGCAGAGCUUCAUCGUUCACGAAUGUUCCCGUAGCAGUGUUGAAUGAAUUGACGUCAAGACUUGAUAAAAAGUCCGUACAGAGCACUCCACCUAGAGCUAGCGUCUUGAUAAACGUGGACUAUGCGAACAUCAUGCACGAAAGCGAACAGGAUCGUGAGAGCGAGAACGACUCUAGCGCCGCAGACGAGCCGGAGUCAGCAUCAGCUUCCUCGGAGCUGGACAAUGACAUACCAGAGGAUGAGGACGUCCCCUAUCCUUGGGGCAGCUCACCUGCGCGGGAAAAACUACCUCCGGACAGCAGCAUGCCCGAGACGGCGUCAUCCGCGGAAGCGGCUGCAUUGACUGGAUCACGCCGGGUUGUGCCCGUACUGAAGCCUCAAGCUCGCGGAUCCUCAUCUCCAAACGACGAAGACGUUGCAUCCAAGGGAAGCUCAGAGAACGCUUCAGACAUAGAAAUGUCGGUACCGCGCGCGCUCUACGGUCUCGCUCGCAAGAAGUCUUCCAUGUCUGAUGCGCCGUCGCAAUCCAGAGUGAUGCGAGAAAGCAAAGUUCAAGUUGCUGAGACGCCUUAUGCCGCGAAUCGCGGACAGACGCGUGAAGUUCCUCGCGUUAGGCACUCUAGGCGCGACGUAGCCCGGAGCCCCGCGCGGCCUACUAGCACCGUCAUUGCAAACACGCUCGAGAUCUCUAACUCUGCCCCUCACGACGGCGUUUAUAGCACCGCGAAUCCCGAUAUCCCGAUGUCAGACAAUGAGUAUAUGCGGUCAGACAGCGAUGAACAAAUGCUGAGUCAGCAACUCCAGCAUGAGAUGGAUGCCGCAUCCCACCGCAGUAGCUUACGUUCACCUGUCAAACCCGCUUCGCCUGUCAAUUCUGCCCUUCCCCAAUUAAGUGCGGUUGGAAAUCCGCUUGCUCUUCGGACCAGUCCGUUCAAACUUCAACCCGUCCCGACAUUCCUUCCAGAAAGAUUUGAGAAUUCUUCAGCCGGAGCUGGGAGUGUAAGCGGCAAGAGAGGAGCCGAAAAUCAUUCCCCGUUGGAAAGGCAGGCUAAGAAGUCACGACGUCCUGCAAGGGAUUUCGGGCUCAGUCAAGAUGAACCAGUACUUCAGGACCCAGCCAUAACGACGCGACAAACACGGCGUGAGUUUCUUUCAAGGAGUCUCAGCGCGGCAAUGGAUACCGAACCAUCACUAGAUCAGUCAACGCGCACUGCAGCUACCAAAGAGCCUGCGGGAAGGACUGGAUCUACAGAGAUGUUCGACGCCCCUGAGACGUCUUCGGAAGACUCCAGUCAUUCGGCAACAUCGGAUCGCGUUCUUGCUAAACGUUUGCAAGAAUUGGAUCCCGUUUCGAAGAAAAACCACAGGGCGCCGCACGAAGUGCGUCGUUCAGCUGAUUCUCUCACUUCUGGUGCACGUCAGGACGAGGGAACCCGUUUCAUCGUCGCCGAUGUGCAAGACCAUGAACGCCAGCCAAAGUUACCCGUACUGCAGACCUCUCCGGAUAGAGCCUCUUCUAGCUUAGUGCAGCAGAGUUUAUCUGGAAGAACAGGGUUGUUUCAGGCAUUCAAAGCAACGUAUGCCGACUAUCAAGGCGACCUUAAACAUUUCGUAGGACUAUGUCGCAGAAUCGACAAGCUCCAAAAAGCCCAACAAAUGGAGCACCGAGCUCUAUGGGACAGCUUUGUCAUAAGGCACAAAACCGAUUAUGAGCCGUACCUACUCCAGUGUAUGGCAGAGGUAGAGGACCCUCUUCCAUAUGAGGUUUACUUUAAGAACGAGAUCGAAGACCUUCUACAUAACAAGAAGAUCUUGACUCCGGCCACGCUGGCUGCUGCACUUCGAGAGGGAUCCGAAGCCACUGCGAGCUCAGCUGUGUCGCCGCAGAUACCGGCACAACCUGCAGAUUACAGUAAUCGACGGACAAAUCGGGACCGUUCGCCAAACUUGCCCAAUUUCCCACAUCGCUCUCCACACAGCGAAAGUCGCACGCCACGCUCCCGCGAUGACGAGGAAGCCAACAGGAGCAAAUACCAACAGCCUUGGCUAGUUGCAGAUCGCUACCGUUCGGUUUACUCCGCAAGAGGAGAUCCAAAACGCUUAAGAAACCGAACAGGCAGCUCCGCUUUCGAAGAGAAUAGGGAAGUUCGAUUGGCAACAGCUGUCGAGAACGGUCCAGAGCCCACUCAUGCUAGACAUGCUUCCGGACGUCGAUCACCUGAGAAAGACCUGGGAGGACGGCAGUCUGCCGAUAAAGCCAAGGAAGAGCCCUUCACAGUUCUAACAGGGGGACAGGAGCGCUUCGACGACACGCCUCGGAAAGAGAAGUCUACUGCACAGCUGCACUCAGUCCAGUCCUCUACCCGUCCCAUCGCUUCUACUGCACCGCCGCAACUGACCGCCUCCUCGAGGCCAUCCGGGGUGUCUACCUCAUCCCGUAGACCUCUUCCCUGGGAACGGGAUGGGAGUGAUGGCCGUUCCAACCCGCCAGUGAGCAAUGUCAAAAAGCCAGUUACUUCAGCGCAGUCGGUGUUCAAACCUCCACCAUCGUCAAUGAAAACCUUAUCUCCUGUUCCCUCCAUCCCGAGUAACAAUUUACCUCCUCGACCACCCCCGGCUUCGGCAUCAGCAGUAGAAACUCACCAGCCGCCUGACCUGGAAGCCCGGACGGCAGGCAAGGCUCCAAGAGCAAGUCUUCCCGCUGGUGCGAGACUGGAUUCGUCGUCGAUCGAGGGCCGGAACAGUCGCAGGAAGACAUUGGGAGGCACACCAAGUUCUAGCACGGCAAGUGGAGGUCCGAAGAAGGGGGUGAGGGAGCUCUCCAUGUGGUCUACGUUAAACCAGGCCAAGGCUAAGGGUAAGUGA